CCCGCUCUGGUUUAAAAACAGCUAGAAACCUUUUACUCAGCUCGUGGUGUAAUUUCUCCCAGUUUAGGUUGAGCACAUGGAAAUUUGUUUGGCAAUUCUUUUUACGGCACUGUUCUCAUUAGCUGCUCACACAAGCGGGGGUUUAUCUGAUUGUGUGGUAGAUGGAAACUUCAGGAUAAAAUUCAAUGGCCUGAGGCUGCGCGAAGUUUACCCUGGCUGUGGUUAUGAGGAGGUCCCAGAAAUCCUGGAUCGAAGGUGUGUUCGACAAGAGAGAAUGUAACAAAAUCAUACCCAGUUCCAAAGACCCUCACAGAUGUACUGCAGGAUGCCAGGUCUGCCAGAAUUUAAUCAGGUGUUACUGUGGGCGAUUGAUUGGAGAUCAUCUUGGAAUAGAUUAUAGCGGGACCAUGUCAGCUGCCAGUGGUGGUGACAAAGAACAAUGGUCUGUUGAAAAGCACACAACAAAAAGCCCUACAGAUACCUAUGGUACUAUUAACUUCCAAGAUGGCGAGCACAUCCACCAUGCCAAGUAUAUUAGAACUUCUUUUGAUACAAAGUUGGAUCACCUGUUACAUUUGAUGUUGGAAGAGUGGAAGAUGGAAUUGCCAAAGCUGGUGAUCUCUGUCCACGGGGGCAUCCAGAACUUCAAGAUGCCCUCCAAACUCAAAGAGAUCUUCAGCCAGGGUCUGGUCAAGGCUGCGGAGACAACAGGAGCGUGGAUAAUAACUGAAGGCAUUAAUUCCGGAGUGUCCAAACAUGUUGGGGAUGCCUUGAAAGCACACUUCUCUCAGUGCUUGAGAAAAAUCUGGACGGUUGGAAUCCCUCCGUGGGGUGUCCUUGAGAACCAGAGAGAUCUUAUUGGAAAAGAUGUGGUGUGCCUGUACCAGACCCUGGGAAACCCCCUCAGCAAGCUCACUACCCUCAACAGCAUGCAUUCCUACUUCAUCCUGUCCGAUGACGGGACCGUGGGCAAGUAUGGGAAUGAGAUGAAGCUCAGGAGGAACCUGGAAAAGUACCUCUCUCUGCAGAAAAUACACAGCUGCUCAAGACAAGGCGUGCCCCUGGUGGGGCUGGUGGUGGAAGGAGGUCCCAAUGUCAUCCUCUCGGUGUGGGAGACGGUGAGAGACAAGCACCCAGUGGUGGUGUGUGAAGGCACUGGCAGGGCGGCCGACCUCCUGGCCUUCACCCACAAGCACUUGGCAGAUGAAGGAACCCUCCGUCCUCAGGUGAAGGAGGAGAUCGCCUCUAUGAUUCAGAACACUUUCAACUUCAGUCUUAAACAGACCAAGCACCUUUUUCAAAUUCUAAUGGAGUGCAUGGUACACAGGGAUUCUAUUAUCAUAUUUGAGGCUGAUUCUGAGGAGUUGCAAGACCUUGACCUAGCAAUCCUAACAGCUCUGCUAAAAGGCACAAAUUUAUCAGCUUCUGAACAAUUAAAUCUGGCAAUGGCUUGGAAUAGAAUGGACAUUGCCAAGAAACAUAUCCUUAUACAUGGACAACAUUGGAAGGCUGGCUCACUGGAACAAGCAAUGUUAGAUGCUUUAGUGAUGGAUCGGGUGGAUUUUGUGAAGCUCUUAAUAGAAUACGGAGUGAACCUCCAUCGCUUUCUUACCAUCCCUCGACUGGAAGAGCUCUAUAAUACAAAACAAGGACCUACUAACAUGCUGUUGCAUCAUCUUGUCCGAGAUGUAAAACAGCAUGCCCUUCUUUCAGGCUACAGAAUAACACUGAUUGACAUUGGAUUGGUAAUAGAGUACCUUAUUGGUGGAGCGUAUCGCAGCAGCUACACAAGAAAAAAUUUCAGAGCCCUCUACAAUCUCUACAGAAAACAUAAGAGAGUGACCAGCUUCGCUCAGAGCCUUUCCCAGCCCUCUGCUCCCCGGAGAUGCUCCUCAGGAAAGAGGAAGGAAUCUGCAGAAAGCACGCUGCAUUCCCAGUUCAUCAGAACCGCCCAGCCUUACAAACUCAAGGAAAAGCCUAUAGUCCUUCAUAAAUCAAGGAAGAAGUCAAAAGAACAAAACUUAUCUGAUGACCCUGAGUCUACUGGCUUUAUCUACCCUUACAACGACCUGCUGGUUUGGGCUGUGCUGAUGAAAAGGCAGAAGAUGGCCAUGUUCUUUUGGCAGCACGGAGAGGAGGCCAUGGUCAAGGCGGUGAUUGCUUAUAUACUCUACCGAGCCAUGGCCCGUGAGGCGAAGGAGAGCAACAUGGUGGAUGAUGCCUCGGAAGAGAUGGAAAAUUACUCAAAGCAGUUUGGCCAGCUUGCCUUGGACGUGCUGGAAAAGGCAUUCAAGCAGAAUGAGAGAAUGGCCAUGAAGCUGCUGACCUAUGAACUCAAGAACUGGAGCAAUUCUACUUGUUUGAAACUGGCCGUGUCCGGAGGGCUACGGCCCUUUGUUUCGCAUACUUGUACCCAAAUGCUGCUGACAGACAUGUGGAUGGGGCGCCUGAAAAUGAGGAAGAUCUCUUGGCUAAAGAUCAUCAUAAGUAUUCUUUUACCACCCACCAUUUUGACACUGGAAUUUAAAAGCAAAGCGGAGAUGUCCCAUGUUCCCCAGUCCCAGGAUUUCCAGUUUACGUGGUAUAAUGGUGACCAGAACCCCAGCAGUACCAAGGAGAAUGCUUGUAUGAAAGACUGUGAUAUGGAGAGGGGCCCUGAUGAGAAGCUAGAUGAAAACCAUCACUUUGUUGUUAGGAGUGGUCCCCAGGCCCUUCCCUUGACCAGGAAGGUCUAUGAGUUCUACAGCGCUCCAAUGGUCAAGUUUUGGUGUUAUACGAUGGUGUACCUGGCGUUCCUCAUGCUGUUCACUUACACCGUGUUGGUGGAGAUGCAGCCUCAGCCCAGUGUGCAGGAGUGGCUCGUUAUCAUUUACAUCUUCACCAACGCCAUCGAGAAAGUCAGGGAGGUCUGUAGUUCAGAACCUGAAAAGUUCACUCAGAAGGUAAAGGUAUGGAUUAGUGAGUACUGGAACCUCAUGGAAACUGUGGCUACUGGCCUGUUUUUGGUUGGUUUCGGCCUGCGGUGGGGGGACCCUCCUCUGCACACAGCGGGAAGGCUCAUCUACUGCAUUGACAUCAUAUUCUGGUUCUCACGACUCCUGGACUUCUUUGCUGUGAACCAACAUGCAGGUCCGUAUGUGACCAUGAUGGCAAAAAUGACAGCAAACAUGUUCUACAUUGUGAUCAUAAUGGCCAUCGUCCUGCUGAGCUUCGGAGUGGCACGCAAGGCCAUCCUUUCGCCCAAGGAGCCCCCGUCUUGGAGCCUGGCACGGGACAUUGUGUUUGAGCCUUACUGGAUGAUGUACGGAGAAGUCUACGCAUCAGAAAUAGAUGUUUGUUCAAGCAAUUCAUCCUGCCCUCCUGGUUCUUUUCUUACUCCGUUUCUCCAAGCUGUCUACCUCUUUGUGCAAUAUAUCAUCAUGGUGAACCUGUUAAUUGCUUUCUUCAAUAAUGUUUAUGUAGAUAUGAAAUCCAUUUCAAAUAAACUGUGGAAAUACAAUCGCUAUCGCUACAUCAUGACCUACCACGAGAAGCCAUGGCUGCCCCCACCUUUCAUCUUGCUGAGCCAUGUGGGCCUCUUCCUUCGCUGUCUUUGCCAUCAGCAAGCUCCAAGCGACCAAGAAGAGGGUGAUGUUGGAUUAAAACUCUACCUGAGUAAGGAGGAUCUGAAAAAACUUCACGAUUUUGAAGAACAGUGUGUGGAGAAGUAUUUCCAUGAGAAGAUGGAAGGACUGAAUGGUAGUUGUGAGGAACGAAUCCGAGUGACAGCAGAAAGGGUUACAGAGAUGUACUUCCAACUGAAAGAAAUGAAUGAAAAGGUAUCUUUUAUAAAGGACUCCUUACUGUCUUUGGACAGCCAGGUGGGACACCUGCAGGACCUCUCUGCCCUGACAGUGGACACCCUAAACGUCCUUUCUGCAGUUGACACUUUGCAAGAGGAUGAGGCUCUCCUGGCCAACAGAAAGCUUCCUACUUGCAGAAAGCUCCCCCACAGCUGGAGCAAUGUCAUCUGUGCAGAGGUUCUAGGCAGCAUGGAGAUGCCUGGGGAGAAGAAAUACCAGUAUUACAGCAUGCCGCCUUCUCUGCUGCGGAGCCUGGCCAGAAGCCAGCAUCCCUCCAGAGUGCAGAGGGGACCCCUUGCUGUGGUUGCACACCGUCGCAGAGAGACUUCAAAUGUAAGAGAUGACCAGGAAGAGCAAGAAAUGGAAAACAGUACAGGUGCUUGUUGCCUUGACAGGCAAGCCCACCCAAAGCAUGGCCACUUUAUUCUGGUCCCUUCUCAUCUAAAGCAAGUUCCUUCUUCUGCAGAAACUGACUUGCUUCUGUCCAGAUCACCUGUGGACGUGGGUACAGGUGUGCUGGCACCUGAACAGGCCACCCAGAAUGGAGUCCCUGUUCAUCGGACUUGGCAGACCCCAGUUGUCCCAGCCCAGAGCUCAGUGGCUGAACACAAGGAGCAUACGCAUGAGCCAAUCGUUCACAUACCAGCCAGACAAGGCAGGGGAGAGAAAGUUCUAACCACUUGGAUUUGCACCCCUGCACCCAUGAAAGCUGAGAGCGUGCAAAGUGGAGGUGGAUAUGUGAACUGGGCAUUUUCGGAAGGUGAUGAAACUGGUGUGUUUAGCAAUAAUAAAAACCGGCAAACCUGGUUGGCCUCUACUUGUAACAGUAACUCUAAUGAGAGUGGACAAUGCCAGAGGCAGAUCUUGUGCAGAUCCCUCCCUGAUACCUCAACAGGAUGGGCCCAGCAUAGCGAUUGCUCAGAGGUGGGACCAAGACUCCAGCCAAACACAUCCUUUUGGAUCAAUCCUCUCCGCAGAGACAGGCCCUUCUUUCGGAGUCAGAGUUUGAGAACACAAAAGGAGGAGAAACUGAAGACCUGUAACGUUACAAAUUGUUCAAGAUCUUCAGCGAUGGGACAGUCAGCAUGGAUCAAAGCAAAAAUGCUAACCAAGGAGAGAAGAUCGUCAAAAAAAAAGAAGAAAACACAAGGACUCCAAGUGCCUGUCAUAACAAUCGAUGCCUGUUUUCAAGGUGACCAAUCCAAUUCAGAACCAGGAGAAAGUAACAUCUCCAAAGAAGAGGCACGCAACAGGAACUGGCUGACGGUGUCCAAGUUUAGUCAGAUAGGUCUAGAACCUAACAUAUACCAGAAAACAAAAACUAAAGGAACGGAGCAGCAUGCUGUACAAGUCAGUGAUUAUCUAAAGCAAUCUCCAGAGGAUCUGAGUAAAAACUCUUUGUGGAAUUCCUGGAGCACCAAUCUCAAUAGGAACUCCCUAUUGAGAAGUUCAAAUGGAGUUGGCAAAAUCUCAGCCUCCUUAAAAAGCCCUCAAGAGCCUCACCAUCAUUAUUCAGCCAUUGAAAGGAACAAUUUAAUGAGGCUUUCUCAGACUAUACCAUUUACACCCAUCCAACUGUUUGCCGGGGAAGAGGUAACUGUCUACCGGCUGGAGGAGAGUUCCCCUUUGAAUCUCGAUAAAAGUAUGUCCUCCUGGUCCAAGCGUGGGAGGACUGCCAUGAUCCAGGUGUUGUCCCGAGAGGAGAUGGACGGCGGCCUCCGCAAAGCCAUGAGAGUCAUCAGCACCUGGUCUGAGGAUGAUGUUCUCAAGCCAGGGCAGGUUUUCAUUGUGAAGUCCUUCCUUCCCGAGGUUGUGCAGACAUGGCACAAAAUCUUCCAGGAGAGCACUGUGCUGCAUCUCUGCCUCAGGGAAAUUCAACAACAAAGAGCUGCUCAAAAACUAAUCUAUACCUUCAAUCAAGUGAAACCACAAACCAUUCCCUAUGCACCAAGGUUCCUAGAAGUUUUCUUAAUCUACUGCUAUUCCGCCAACCAGUGGUUCACCAUUGAGAAGUAUAUGAUGGGGGAGUUCCAGAAGUACAACAACAACAAUGGCGAUGAAAUUGCCCCCAGCAACACCCUGGAGGAGCUGAUGUUGGCUUUCUCUCACUGGACCUAUGAGUAUACUCGGGGAGAACUGCUGGUUUUAGAUUUGCAAGGUGUUGGAGAAAAUCUGACAGAUCCAUCUGUUAUAAAACCUGAAGACAAACAAUCCAGAGGAAUGGUGUUUGGACCAGCCAACUUAGGGGAAGAUGCAAUUAGAAACUUCAUUGCAAAACAUCGUUGCAACGCCUGCUGCCGGAAGCUCAAACUCCUGGAUUUGAAAAGGAACGACUAUUCCCCUGGAAGGAUAAAUCCCACCUUUGGACUUGAAAGCAAAGUAGAACCAGGUGAGGGGCCUCCAGCAAGGGAAAGGGGUGGUAGUCCUUCAGAAGACCUCACUCGAUUGUAAAAGGGAAGUACGAAGAUGAUGCCCCUGUCCUCCCUCUCGUGAACUAACUCUAUGAUAACAGAGGUUGAUUGACAGAACACUGAUUAUAGCAAAGCUGUCAGGAAGCUGCCUUGCCUAAAGACCUCAUUUGUGUGGGAAGAAUGCGUUCUCCUAGACGUUGACCUGCGUGCAGGGUGCUGCAAAUGUCAUCCUCAGAUUCCAUGGGAAGACACCCGGAGGAGCCAGCUGGGAUUACUGUUCCUUCACACCGCAUUGCUUUAGCUGGUCUCAAAGAUCCCUUGGAGCAGAAUGCUGGCAGUAAAGAGUCAGGGAGAUGAAUUUAUUUUCUCACUAAGUGUGCACACUGUAACCCCCACUGCUGUUCAUCACCUCACCCACAUACUGUAUUUCUGUAGAUAGAUGUACAAAAAAAAGUUAUUGGACUUCCUCCCUUCUCCUCUCCCAGUGUGGGACUUUGCACAGCAACAGCAAGGAACACCGUGGAAUGAGGGUGUAUUUGCACAGAUUGAAGCACACUCCUGCAUUGCCUAACCAGCAAAAAGUUAGUGUUCUGGUGAAGUGUUAAUGGGUGGAAGUAAUGUCAUGGAAUCAUAUAUGAUGCCUGGGCAUUUCCGGUUUCUCUGAAAGAAGGGGAAAGGGAAAUAAAUGCCCUUACAUCUUUUUUUUUUUUUUUU
Molecule: messenger RNA, 6967 nt
Organism: Pipistrellus kuhlii (Kuhl's pipistrelle)
Lineage: Eukaryota; Metazoa; Chordata; Mammalia; Chiroptera; Vespertilionidae
Gene: TRPM6
Product: transient receptor potential cation channel subfamily M member 6
Exons: 39
Coding region: 225-6293 (2022 amino acids)
Biological process (GO): protein tetramerization; protein phosphorylation; monoatomic cation transmembrane transport
Cellular component (GO): apical plasma membrane
Molecular function (GO): protein serine/threonine kinase activity; monoatomic cation channel activity; ATP binding
Source: RefSeq, a predicted model, not a curated record